Molecule: messenger RNA, 1133 nt
Organism: Leptonychotes weddellii (Weddell seal)
Lineage: Eukaryota; Metazoa; Chordata; Mammalia; Carnivora; Phocidae
Source: RefSeq, a predicted model, not a curated record
UCCACACGUGUCCGGCUGCGGGGGGCCGGGGUCCCGAGCUCGGUCAUGUCGCAGCGGGCCCCCGGCCACGUGGGAGUGCCCCGGCGACUCAGGACCCCUGCCGCACGCCCGGCCCAGAUGCAAGUCACCCCUCUGGCUGCUCCUAUGGGUGCCCCGUCCAGGAGGAAGCGGUUGGAGUUGGACAGUGACCUAGACACCGAAUGUCCCACCCGGAAACAAGCUCGAAGUGGGCCCCAGCCCCGGCUGCCCCCCUGCCCGCUGCCCCUGAUCCCACCCCCUGCUCCAGCCCAGGCCCUCGCUGUGACCACUGCCUCCCGGCUUGGGCCCUAUGUCCUCCUGGAGCCCGAGGAAGGUGGCCGAGCCUACCGUGCCCUGCGCUGCCCCAUAGGCACGGAGUACACCUGCAAGGUGGGUCCCCUGGGGUCACUCUCCCCCAGCAUCACAGGGGCCUGGAAAGGGCCUUGGCUCCAGAGGACUGUCAGGGUGGAGGGGUCCUUAGGGUUACUUUGUUCCUGUGUUUACUGGGGAAGCAGUCAGUGAGCCUCCAGCUCUCUGUCAGGCCCUGGCCUGGGCUGAGGCCAGAGAGGUAAACCCGACAGGUCCAGCCCUGGGGGAUGCGCAGCUUAGGCCCAUAGUAUGAUACAGGCCAUAGGGGUGGAGCCUAGGGGCCGUGGGAGCACAGAGCAGGAGCCUCCAGUGUAUUCAAGGCGGGUGUCAGAAAAGCUGAGCAGGAGUUAGCCAGGGAGACAUGAGAGAAUGGAGAUCCGGGCAGGGGAGGCCGCCGUGCAGAGGCCUGAGGAGCAAGAGCGUGUGAGGCAUCAGAGGGUUCGAAGGACUUCACCCCGGCCAGACUGGAGAGGGGCAGGAGGGGAGGGCCGGCGGCCACCGGUUGUGAAAGCAUGAGAAAGGAGCUGGCCCUGGGCUGCGGGAGCCACUGAAGAUAUUUGCACAAGGGAAGGGUGAGGUGGGGUAGACAUCAGAACUCCUGGGACCCUGGAGGUCAUUGGGCUUAGCCUGUGACCAUUUCACAGAUGGAAAGACUGAGGCCAAGAAGGAAGGGCCAAGCACGAAACCUCACUGUAUCGGGCCUGGCUCCUAGGGCAAAGUCCAGGGUUCUUGGCAGAAAUCAGGAA